Messenger RNA from Lotus japonicus, 1425 nucleotides. RefSeq lists its product as uncharacterized. NCBI's taxonomy places the organism in Eukaryota, Viridiplantae, Streptophyta, Magnoliopsida, Fabales, Fabaceae. Bases 1 to 1425 code for a protein of 474 amino acids. The record is from RefSeq and is a predicted model, not a curated record. The transcript is spliced from 2 exons.
AUGUCUCAAUCCUCAGGAAAGAAUGAUUCCGGAGAUGCCAAGGCUGUCACGAACAAGUAUGGUGUGCGAUUCAUGGGUCUGAAAAGUGGGUCCUCAGAAACCACUUCAUCCAAGAAUGAGAAACCACUAUCCUACUCAAGGAAGAAAGGGCGAACACCAACAAGGAAGUUGUACAAAUCAAAGGCUCCUGAAGAGGAUUCCACUCCUGUCAUUCUUGAAGAUGUUCCCUCUGACGAAGAAGAACCCUUUCAUGAUGCUCCUGCAAGUAUCAACGAAGAAGAAACCUCAAUGGGUUCCGAUCACAAUGAUGGGCCCGAUGUUGAGGCAUCUGCACCACAGGACGUUGAUGUCUCUCUUGAAACCCCAAUUUCUGAAAAUCCUGAUGUUGAGGAUGUGAUUGCAGAAGAAGUCAUUCCCACUGCAACUGCUGUGUCUCCUUCAUCUUCCAAGAAGGGUGUAUCCUCUGAGGAAACCCAUUCUGAUAUUCCCAGUCAAGUCCCUGUUCAGACCAUCUCUGAUGAUGAUGGUUCUGAUGAUGAUGAUGAUGUUCCUAUGACAGCAACCUUUUCUGAAAGUGUUGCUGCAAGAUUGAAAAGAAAAAGAAGGGCCUCUGUGUCUGAAACCCCUUCGUCAGCCCCACAAAAGAAGACAAAAUCCACUCCUGCCACUUACAAGUCAAGGCAAGUGGAUGUGAAAGGUAAAGAUGUCCCAGACAUCAUGCCUGCUGAGAAGAAGAAGUUUGCUGGAAGACGCAUUCCAAAGAAUGUACCUGCAGCCCCUCUUGACAAUGUCUUUUUUCACUCUGAAGAAAAUGUUUUGAAGUGGAAAUAUGUCUAUCAAAGGAGAUUUGCUCUUGAAAGAGAGGUUGGGCCUGAUGUGAUAGAAUGCAAGGAGGUUAUGGUCCUGAUUGAGAAGGCUGGGCUGACAAAGAUUGUUCUCCAAGUUGGGAGAUGCUAUGAGAAGCUGGUGAAGGAAUUUGUGGUGAAUUUGUCUGUGGAAGUAGGACUUCCUGAAAGUGCGGAGUACAAGAAAGUGUAUGUAAGGGAAAAAUGUGUGAAAUUUUCCCCUGAAGUGAUCAAUAAAGCACUUGGUAGAAGUGUUGCUGUUGUGACUGCUGAAGAACCAUCCUUGGAUGUGAUUGCCAAGGAAUUGACUGUUGGCCUAGUUCAGAAAUGGCCCAAGAAGAAGCUCUUGCCCACUGGGAAUCUGAGUGUGAAAUAUGCAAUCCUCAAUAGGAUUGGGGCUGUGAAUUGGGUGCCUACCCAACAUACUUCUGCCAUCUCUACCAUCCUUGCCAGGUUAAUUUACAAGAUUGGUACUAUGGCUCCUAUUGAUUUUGGUACUUUUGUUUUUGAACAGACCUUAAAGCAUGCAGAAACAUGUGCUGUGAAGUUGCCUGUGUCUUUUCCUUCUCUUAUCACAUAG